Messenger RNA from Salvia splendens (bonfire salvia), 1032 nucleotides. Its product is annotated as probable pectinesterase 29. Lineage: Eukaryota; Viridiplantae; Streptophyta; Magnoliopsida; Lamiales; Lamiaceae. Gene Ontology annotation, molecular function: pectinesterase activity. Bases 1 to 1032 code for a protein of 343 amino acids. The record is from RefSeq and is a predicted model, not a curated record. Gene Ontology annotation, biological process: pectin catabolic process; cell wall modification. The transcript is spliced from 5 exons.
AUGUUAAGUUAUAAAUGGUAUAUCUGCACAUUUCUUGCUCUACUAUCAUCAACUUCAUCCAUCACUGCCACACUUGAAGAGAAAAGGAUAAUGCCUCAUAUUAUCUUUGUUGAUCAAUGUGGGAAUGGGAAAAAUAGUUUCAGAAGCAUCCAAGCAGCCAUCAACUCCGUGCCUUCAAACAACAAAAGAUGGAUUCAAAUAAACAUCAAACGAGGCGUGUAUAGAGAAAAGGUUACAAUUCCUUCAGACAAGCCCUACAUUUACCUUAAAGGAGCAGGAAAGAGACACACGGUGAUCGUGUGGAAUGGACAUGGCUCCAUCGAUACGAGCCCAACUUUCGAUUCUCAAGCUGAUCAUAUAGUAGCGAAGGGCUUAAAAUUUGUCAACUCGUACAACUCCCCGCCUGAUGGUAAUCAUAAUCCAAUGGAGAGGGCGGUGGCAGCUCGGAUUCAAGGCGAUAAAUCGGCCUUCUACAAAUGUGGAUUCUUCGGGUUGCAGGACACAUUGUGGGAUGCUGGAGGCCGGCAUUACUACAAGAGAUGCACCAUUGGAGGUGCCGUAGAUUUCAUCUUUGGUGCUGCCCAAUCCCUAUACGAGGGGUGCACAAUAUCGGUAGAUGCUGGAGCUCUAAGGGGAAGCCAAGGCUACAUAACAGCUCAAGGGAGGCAGAAUCCGGGAGACACGAGCGGGUUCGUGUUCAAACAUUGUAACAUAGUUGGUAGCGGACAUGCCUUCCUCGGAAGGCCGUGGAGAAACUACGCUAGGGUUUUGUUCUACGACACACAAAUGUCCAACGUCGUUGUCCCUCAAGGAUGGUAUAUUUGGAACAGCGCAGGCCACGAGGGGCAGCUGACGCUGUCGGAAUAUAAGUCUCACGGACCAGGGGCGAAUAGUGAAGAGAGAGUGAAGUGGGAGAAGAAGUUGAGUGAGGAAGAGGUGAAGAAGUUAGCAAGCUUUUCAUUUAUUGAUAAAGAGGGGAGCUGGAUCAAUCAAGCAUUAUUCACCAUUUUGGAUGCUCAAUUAACUGACUAA